GGUUCGAACGGACGGGCGGGCUGGGGACGCGCUUGGCUCAUGUCGCGGCCGCGUGUCUGUGCAGCCGACUGCUCCUUCUCCUCCCUCGGCACCCGAUCAGGCGGCCCAGCCCCGCGCAGGCAGGUUCAUGCACGGCAUUUUGGACAGGAUGCUUGGUGCCACGAACCCAGAGCCAGUUUGCUGAAUUACUGUCCAGGCCCCUUGAGUCUCUGGGAAGGUCUGCAGGUGCCUCCAAGUGCCAGCUCAGGUCGAGUCAGCCCAGGAAGCUGUUUUCAAGGGCUUCUGCCACGGGUGUAAAAGACUCCAGCCCUGCAAAGAUGCUGAAACAGAUACUGUCCAAGAUGUACAUAGACCCUGAUCUGCUGGCAGAGCUCAGCGAAGAACAGAAACAGAUCCUGUUCUUCAAGAUGAGGGAGGAGCAGGUCCGCCGAUGGAAAGAAAGAGAAGAAGCAAUGGAAAAAAAGGAGUCCUUGCCAGUGCAACCCAGGCCAAAGAAAGACAACGGCAAAUCCGUCCAUUGGAAACUGGGAGCUGAUAAGGAGGUCUGGGUGUGGGUGAUGGGCGAGCACCAUCUCGAUAAGCCCUACGAUGUGCUCUGCGAGGAGAUUCUCGCCGAGCGGGCGCGGCUGAAAGCAGAGCAGGAGGCCGCAGAGCUCAGAACAUCUCAGUCCAGAGAAUCUACCGGCAGCUUGAAAACAAAGUCACAGGCCUCUGAUGUGCAAGCACCAGGUGACAAGGAGAGUCGGGUGGGCAAGAAGGCGGCAGAGGAGGGGGGACAGGGGCGAGGCUGUGGGCCAGCUCCAUCCCCCGAAGAGCAGAAAACUCCUUCACCCUCCAGUUCCUCAAGAAAUAUUCAACAAAUGUUGGCAGAUUCCAUCAGUCGGAUGAAGGAAUAUGGAUUUCUCCAGAAGAAAGAGUCCGUGAAGAAAACACAAGAUGAAGAAAUAAAACAAAUAGAUGAAGAGAGAACUAAGCAGAUUUACAAGAACUGGAAGGAAGAUUCGGAGUGGCAGGCCUCUUUGCGAAAAUCCAAAGCAGCUGAUGAGAGGAGGCGCUCCCUGGCCAAACAGGCGAGGGAAGACUACAAGAGGCUGUCCCAAAGAGGGAGAGGCAGCGAGGGGCCGCAGAGCCCCCCAGGAGGCCCCCAGAAACCCAGGAGGCCCCCGCUUCCACCCAAGCCUCAGUUCCUGAGCCCAACCGGACACCCCCACAGACCCCUCAGGUAAGGAGCCACUUGGGCAGGUGGCUUUCAGCAUCAGCAGUGAAGUGGCUGCAUGGGGAGUGAGGACCAGCUGUCUGCUGGUGCCAUUCAAACCAGCCCCACCACGGAGGCACCUGGUCAGGCCUUCAUCCCUUUUCGUCUGUACAACACCCCACUGUCACUGCCCUUCACAUAGACAAUAACUUUCUGAAGAUGCCCAGUGAGGUCAAUGAAUUCCUUGCCUCCAGCUUGGCCCAACCCCAGAGGGUGGCAGCCAGCAAUGGGAGGGAGUCGUGACAGGAGGACCCAGGGCUUGCUGGCUGUCAUGUCAUCAGCAGAGCUACCUUUCCAUGGCUCAGGAUUAAAGCUUUGAUGGUAAUUCUCAUUCUGCGCUACAGAGCCAAGCUCAUGGGUUGAGAAUUUAGAAGUAUUCUUCCCUUUUUUUUCCUUUUCCUGGCUUUUCAAAAUUAACUUUUUUUUUUUUCUUUUUUUAAGGUCUCAUCUGCAGCAUAUGAAAGUUUCCAGAUUUCCAGAUGAGGGGUAGAA
Molecule: messenger RNA, 1747 nt
Organism: Sus scrofa (pig)
Lineage: Eukaryota; Metazoa; Chordata; Mammalia; Artiodactyla; Suidae
Source: RefSeq, a predicted model, not a curated record